CAUUGUUGUGCUGAGAGCGAGACAAGCAACCAUGGUGUUCGUGAGGACGGACCGCACUCAUGUGCUGGAGCUGGGCUCCACGGCCACUGUGGCCGAUGUGAAGGCGGCCAUCGAGGCCCGCCAGGGCAUCCCCGCUGCCGAGCAGCGCGUGAUGUUCGCCGGCCGCCAGCUGGAGGAGGAGGCCAGCCUGGGCGCCUGCGGCGUGACCGACGACUCCCAGAUGUACGUGCUGAUGCGCCUGCUGGGUGGCGCCAAGAAGCGCAAGAAGAAGACGUACACCAAGCCCAAGAAGCAGAAGCACAAGCACAAGAAGGUGAAGCUGAGGGUGCUCAAGUUCUACAAGGUGGACGACAGCGGCAAGGUGCAGCGCCUGCGCAAGGUGUGCCCCCAGUGCGGCCCCGGCAUCUUCAUGGCCACACACUUCAACCGCGUCUACUGCGGCAAGUGCCACCUGACCUACGUCUACGACAAGGAGGGCCAGACCGCGUGAGCAGAUGGCUGCCCCAAGGCUGGGCCGGCCUGACGUGUCGUUGAUGCGGCCACAGGCAGCAGCGGGUGUGCCCCCACGGCGGCGGUGCGCAGCAGCAGGUUCCGCUUUGUUGCCGCCAAUGCUGUAAAGGCCCCGGCUCCA
Molecule: messenger RNA, 631 nt
Organism: Chlorella variabilis
Lineage: Eukaryota; Viridiplantae; Chlorophyta; Trebouxiophyceae; Chlorellales; Chlorellaceae
Exons: 5
Coding region: 32-490 (152 amino acids)
Biological process (GO): translation; modification-dependent protein catabolic process; protein ubiquitination
Cellular component (GO): nucleus; ribosome; cytoplasm
Molecular function (GO): ubiquitin protein ligase binding; structural constituent of ribosome; protein tag activity
Source: RefSeq, a predicted model, not a curated record